Benincasa hispida (wax gourd) is the source of this 1334-nucleotide messenger RNA. Its product is annotated as protein trichome birefringence-like 38. Gene Ontology annotation, cellular component: Golgi apparatus. Lineage: Eukaryota; Viridiplantae; Streptophyta; Magnoliopsida; Cucurbitales; Cucurbitaceae. The record is from RefSeq and is a predicted model, not a curated record. Gene Ontology annotation, molecular function: O-acetyltransferase activity.
CAAUUCUUCCAUUAGUAAGAGUAUGUUGAAUGUCCCCUGUUUUCAUCUUCUUCCUCACAAGAACUCCCCUGUUUUCCAGUUCCUCUGUUUUCUUCUGUUUGUUGUUUGAACUUUGAAAUGGGGAAGAGAAGAAUAAUGGAGAUUUUGAUAAUCGGGUUUAUGAUGGGAUUUGGAAAUGGGGAAAGAGAUUGCGAUUUGUAUAAUGGGAAAUGGGAAUUGGAUUAUUCAUAUCCACUGUAUAAUUCAUCGGAAUGUCCAUUCAUAAGGAAGGAAUAUGAUUGUAUCAAAUAUGGCCGUCCAGAUCGCCUUUAUCUUCACUUCCGAUGGCAGCCUUUUCACUGUGAUGUCCCCAGAUUUAACGGAGAAGAUUUGGUAGAGAGAUUUAGGAAGAAGAAGAUAAUGUUUAUUGGAGACUCAAUAAGCAUAAACCAAUGGGAAUCACUUAUAUGUUUGCUUCAUGCUGCACUUCCUAAUUCCACCAUUGUUCAACAAGCCAAUGACACCAUUCGCACUAUCAAAUUCCAGGAAUAUGGAACUUCAUUGAUGCUAUUUCUAAGUCAUUACUUGGUGGAUAUUGAAGAAGAAGAAGACAUGGGAAGAGUUUUGAAGCUUGAUUCAAUGAAAAAUGGAGAUAUAUGGAAGGAAAUGGAUGUUUUGAUCUUCAAUACUUGGCUUUGGUGGUACCGCAAAGGACCUACUCAACCAUGGGAUUACAUUCAAAUUGGCAAUGAAAGAGUGAAGGACAUGGAUAGAAUGGAAGCUUUUAGGCAUGGAUUAAGAACAUGGGCAAAUUGGGUUGAUUCAGAAGUUGAUACAAACAAAACUAGAGUCUUCUUUCAAGGAAUUUCUCCAUCUCAUUACAAUGGCAAUGAGUGGAAUGAACCAGGAGUAAGAAAUUGCUCAAAAGAAACAAUCCCAAUAAAUGGGUCAACAUACCCAGGUGGUUUGCCAGCAGCAUCACUAACACUCCAACAAGUAUUGAGUGAAAUUUCAAAGCCAGUUCAUUUACUUAACAUAACAACUCUUUCUCAACUUAGAAAAGAUGCACAUCCAAGCUCUUACAAUGGCUUCAAGGGAAUGGAUUGCACACAUUGGUGCAUUGCUGGCCUUCCUGAUACUUGGAAUCAACUUCUCUAUGCAGCUCUCAUUUCCAACACACACAUAUAUACAAAUUAAAAAUUGUGUGUGAUACUAUUAUUGAUUUCUCAAAAAAUAAAAUCGUUAUACAGGACGUUAUUAGUCAUUGGUUCUUUAUCGAUUCAAAACUUUUUAAUGGAAUAAGGUUAUUAUACAUUAUAGUUUUUCUUUCUUGGUAAUCUUAAAUGUGAUUUCGG